UAAAAAAACAAAAUAAAAACAGAAUCAAAAACCUGAGAGCCGUUUGUUUUUUGCUUUAACAGCUAGGUCUCUCUCACGGUCUCACCUUCUUCCCAAAGUAUUUUUGGCAAAAACCAUUAGACAAUUACUGUUAAGCUAAGUUAAUGAGACCCACCUCACCACCCUCAUCUUCAACUUUGACUCUCUCUCUCUCUCUCUCUCUCUCUCUGAAUUUAAUAAAUAUUCUAAAUACCCAUUAGCCCCUACAAUACACUCACAUAAAAACUCUCACCCACUCUCUCUCUCUCUCCUAAAAGCUGAGAACAAGACAAAGCUUCCUCUUUUGUUUCUUCGUUGCCACAAUAGAUCUCUUCUUUUUUACAGAAGGGAGAGAGAGAGAGAGAAAGAGGAAGAGAAAGAGAGAAUAUAAGGAGGAGAGAAGAGGUUGGAGGUGGCAAUAGCAAAAGCAAUAUUGGAAGAAGAAGAUUCAGACCUAGAAAUGCUGCAGCCCAAUAUCCCAAACCCAGAAGUAGCAAAAUUUACCACCCAGAAAUGAAGUUCAACAGAAAAUCUUCUUCUUAGAACAGUUUUUUUCUUUUUUUCUUUUUUAAUCAGAGAUUGGAAAUCAGUCAGUGUGUGCUGUGUGUAUUCAGAAGUAAAUGAGGUGUAAAAAGCACCCCUCAGACCUCAGCAGCACCGUCGGAGUCUGCGCUGCUUGUCUCCGGGAACGCCUUUUCGCUCUCAUCGCCGCUCAGGCUCAGGUUCAGGCUCAGGCUCAAGCCCAGGCCCAGGCUCAGGCCCAAGCUCAGAUAUCGCGUGGGCAUCAUUCUCGCUCUACCGCAGCCGGUGGUGGUGGUGGAGGCCCUGCGGAUGCUCGGAAAUCCGACCCCAAUCCACCGCCUCUCGUAUUCCCUCGCUCUGUAUCUCCAUACGUAUCUCGCCGGAAAUCCGCGGACGCCACGUGGAACAAUCUCGGCGCUCCGGAGAAUCAGCACCCCCACCGUGACCAUCUCCGGUUCUACAGUACUCCCCAAGUGGGACCCACGUUCGCAGCCACAUCCACCGCCGGUUCGCGCAAGAAGAAGCCGAGCAGGUUCUCGUUCUGGUCGAACCUGUUCCGUUCCAGAUCCGAGAAAUUAGAGUCGGAUCAUAGGGUUCACAACCGCGAUUCAUACGCGGCGUCUUCGUCGUCGUCUCCGUCUUGGUUCACCGCGAUCUUCACCGGCCGUGGUAGGGAUAAGCAAUCGAGGCAAUUCUAUCCGGAUGACACCAUCGGAAGCCGCAAGCCUCGCCGGAGGAUGGAUCGGGGAAUGUCGCCGGUGAGGGAUGCAGAGUACGACUACAAUUACGACGAUGGCGAUCGGUCUCCCUCCGGCAGCGGAAACUCAACGGAAUCGACGCCGACCUGGAAGAGAACGCCGUCGGUGGCACCUCCGUCGGCGAGGCGAUCACGGCAAGGGAACAGCCGGAACGUUGCGGGGUUGGCGUUCUGUUUGAGCCCGUUGGUGAGAGCAAGUCCAAACCGGCACUGGAACCAGAAGCCCUUGCCACCGGAGAUGGGAAUGGUCAUGGCCGGCGGUGAGGCUAGGGUUUCGGUGAAGCCCCACCUAGCCACUGCGGCGGGGUAUUGCGCUAACCGGUCGAGAAAGCUCGCAGAUUUCGGGAGGGCCAAUCACAACCGAUGAAAUGGAUGACCGUUGACAACGACCACCGUUGUGACCGUGUGGUUUCUAAUGAAAGUACGGUUUUACCCUCUUUUUUUUUUUUUUUUUUUUUUCCCCUUACCUUUGGUUUCGUUUUUCACGUCCAUAAUUUAAAAAAAAAAAAGGUUAAAAAAAGAAAAGAAAAAAAGAAACAUCUUGUUCUCUUUCUCUGUAUACUAGCGCUCACUACAUUUUACAGCAAAAAACACGGGAUUAUUUUUUUUUUCCUUUUUUUUAUUUGUAAAAUUUUAUAAUUUGAUAAUUUAAUACAGCAGAGCUAUAUUUUGAGAUUAUUA
Ziziphus jujuba (common jujube) is the source of this 1978-nucleotide messenger RNA. RefSeq lists its product as uncharacterized. Bases 639 to 1664 code for a protein of 341 amino acids. NCBI's taxonomy places the organism in Eukaryota, Viridiplantae, Streptophyta, Magnoliopsida, Rosales, Rhamnaceae. The record is from RefSeq and is a predicted model, not a curated record. The transcript has a single exon.